Myotis myotis is the source of this 3647-nucleotide messenger RNA. RefSeq names its product dickkopf WNT signaling pathway inhibitor 2 (gene DKK2). The coding region runs from base 678 to 1457 and encodes 259 amino acids. The record is from RefSeq and is a predicted model, not a curated record. Gene Ontology annotation, biological process: negative regulation of canonical Wnt signaling pathway; multicellular organism development. NCBI's taxonomy places the organism in Eukaryota, Metazoa, Chordata, Mammalia, Chiroptera, Vespertilionidae. Gene Ontology annotation, molecular function: co-receptor binding; receptor antagonist activity. Gene Ontology annotation, cellular component: extracellular region. The transcript has 4 exons.
CGGCGGCGGGAGCGCAGACGCGCGGAGCCGGAGACCGCGGGAGCGGAGCGCGGGACCGAGCGCCCGGAGCAUCGCGGCGGCGUCCCUGGCGGCGCCCGGCUGCCGGCUGUGAACCUGGGGCGGACGCUCCGGGAAGCUGUGCGCGCGCGUGGCGGGACCUCGGCUGGCCUCAGACCUCGGGGGCUCGGUCUGGAGCGGUUCCUGAUCUCCCAGGAUAGCGCCGGCUGACGGUGCAAAGGCGGACUCCAGUAGGGGAGAAAAAAAGGGGAGAAAAGCAACGGAGGCCAACACUGAAGGGACUAGUGUAGACCUUCUGAGCGAUCCGGAGCAUUGGACCGCGGAGACCCGGGCGGGACCGCGGAGGUGCGGGGCUGAGUCUUCUGGCACCUCGGGUCACGCCUCCUUGGCGAGAAGGCGGGUCACCUUGGAUUGCUUGCAGCUACUACAGAACUUCCUGCCCUGGUGGUGAAGUGGGUCUCGCCUGGGUCGCGCUAGCUCCUGGUUUGAGGCGUGGGACUGAGUUCGCAAGGUGCCGGGCCCCGCAGCCAAGAGGGGUUGGGGAACGGAGUCUCCGAGCCUCCGCGCCCCCAGUGAGUGGCCCGGUGUCGGGUCCUCCCUCCCCCGCAUCAGGAUCCCUCGGGCUUUGCGCCUCCCUCCCCGGGACCCCUCGCCCGGAUAUGGCCGCGUGGAUGCGGGGCAAGGACUCCUCCCGCUGUCUGCUCCUACUGGCCGCGGUGCUGAUGGUAGAGAGCUCACAGCUCGGCAGUUCGCGGGCCAAACUCAACUCCAUCAAGUCCUCUCUGGGCGGGGAGACGCCUCUACAGGCCUCCAAUCGAUCUACGGGCACAUACCAAGGACUGGCUUUCGGCGGCAGUAAGAAGGGCAAAAACCUGGGGCAGGCCUACCCUUGCAGCAGUGAUAAGGAAUGUGAAGUUGGGAGAUACUGCCACAGUCCCCACCAAGGAUCUUCAGCCUGCAUGGUGUGUCGAAGGAAAAAGAAGCGCUGCCAUAGAGAUGGCAUGUGUUGUCCUGGUAACCGCUGCAAUAACGGCAUCUGCAUCCCAGUCACUGAGAGCAUCUUAACCCCGCACAUCCCAGCUCUGGAUGGCACUCGGCACAAAGAUCGAAACCAUGGCCAUUACUCAAACCACGACUUGGGGUGGCAGAAUCUAGGAAGACCACACACUAAGAUGUCACACAUAAAAGGGCACGAAGGAGACCCCUGCCUGCGAUCAUCUGACUGCAUGGAAGGGUUUUGCUGUGCUCGUCACUUCUGGACCAAAAUCUGCAAGCCGGUGCUCCAUCAGGGGGAAGUCUGCACCAAACAGCGCAAGAAAGGUUCUCACGGGCUGGAAAUUUUCCAGCGGUGUGACUGUGCAAAGGGCCUGUCUUGUAAAGUAUGGAAAGAUGCUACCUACUCCUCCAAAGCCAGACUCCACGUGUGUCAGAAAAUAUGAUCACUUCAGAGAAAAUGCAUCACAAGCAGACUGAAUCUGCAUUUAGUGCAUCACAGCACAGUGGGAAAUAGGAUUUUGCUCUCAGAAGAAUGGCUAAUGUAAGGCAUGUGAUAAGAAUAUGAAUCACAGAGUGAGAGAAAGAAAAAGAGAACUAAGUCUAGUGGAAAGGGUGACGAAUGUAGUACAACUAGUGUGUUUCCAUUAUGCAGCUUGUUUUGUAAAUAAUGUGCACACUUGUGAAAAUGCAAUUACUAAAAAAAGAAAGUACAGUGAAAAUCACUGACCAUGUGACUUCUCAAGAGUUUAGGCUGUGCUGGAGGAUCGGUUUCCUCCAGAUAGGAGAUUAUCUAUAAAAUAAAAGCCAUAUUUCUACUCCAAGUUAUAGUUUGAUAAAACACUCCCAGUGUAUCUUGGUAUACAUAGAAUGUAAAACAUGAAAAAAAAUGUUAAAUAGGAAAUGAAGCAGAGUUAAUUUGUAACACAGAUCACCAUUUAAUUUGAAACACUGCUUUUACUGUUCAAUUAAAGGCCUUGGUACACACACACACACACACACACACACACACACACACACAGAAAGCAGUUGAUACUUUCCAAAUAAUUUCAAACUAAUUGCAGGUCUUCCAUCAAGGCCUUUAUAAAAGGAAACAACAACUUGUUUUUCCUCAAACUGCUUAUUUGUGUUUCCCAAUAUUUACUUUCACCUAUACGUAAUCAGAACCAGCAUAACAAGACAGACAAAAGUAGUCCAUUAAGAUUCUCAAGGGACAUUGUUUCAUCUUUCUAGAUUGUAUGUGAUGCCUACCAUGAACACAUGUUAUUUUUCCAACCUAACCCCAGUUGUCAUGUAAAGUGCAGAGAAUUUUCACAGAUUACCAAUCUUUUUAACAUAGUCAAAAUGUAUGGGAAACCAAGCUAAUAGAGAGAUCAUUACUUUUUCAGGCUUCGGCAUUCCCUGAGUGUUGAUAGCAUUAGACAGGUAAGCACAGGUAUUCCUUACGUGCUCUGCAGGAUGGCGGGGUAAAGCUGAGAAUGCAGACCGGAGCUGCAUCUGUCCCGCACUGAAGCCAGCGAGGAAUGGGAGAAACUGUUCAGUAACCAGGUUUGGGAAAUACAUAGGCAUGUCUGAAGCACAACAUGACUUCAUCUUUGAACCCAAGGCUGCACAACCUACGUGGAGUUUCCUAUGGGAUAUGCGAUCUCAAAAUACUCACCACACAGAUGAUAACAGUGUGAGGUCACUAGUUGACCUCAAAAUAUAUAUUUUAUACAUUUGAGGUCCUAAAGUAAUAUGAGGAGUUCUCACAAAAUGAAUUCUCAAGACAGGGAACACAUAGUAAGGUUCCAUUGCCCUAAAUAAGCUCCUAACUGGCUGGUAGCAACAUCUGAUUUUUCUGCAUCAACCUUCCCCUACAACUUCUUUUCUCCCACAAAGAUACAGUUUCUGUUUUCUGCAUCCACUGAUAUAUAUAUAUAUAUAUAUAUAUAUAUAUAUAUAUAUAUAUAUAUAUAUAAUGACUUGUAAGAUCUACAUAUUGCUAAUCUAUAAAAACCACAGGUUCUUCAUUCUUUGAAAUCAUUUUAUCUUUUUUUUUACUUUAUCACUUCUAAACAUUAUGUCUAAAGCAUAAGGUAAAAAUUUAUAGUUCUUACUUUUGACCUUUUCUUUUAUAAACUUAAAGUCACUCCUUAAUUUUAUUUUUUUACAUAACGUUUAUCUUUAGUCUCAAAUUCAAAUUCUCCCAGUAGAAAUUGAACCUGAGCCUGCAUGUCUGUUAAAAAUUUAAGCUUCCCACACACGUUUACUAGGAUAAUUAAGAUUUACAUUUCCUCCAUAUGUCUGUGAAAACAAAAAUUUUCAAACUAACCUAUUCAAUAACCAAAGUCUGUACAAAUAGGAUUCUACACGCUGGGCAACAUAAAAAUUGAGCAUUUCAGUCAAAUGUUUCCUAUGUAACAAUUACACUUACAAUCUGGUUUCUGCAUUAUUUCCCUUCUGUACAUCCUUUCAAAAAUUAUUAUUUGAAGUAAUUUAUUUACAGGAAAUGUUAAUGAGAUGUAUGUUCUUAUAGAGAUUUUUCUUACAGAAAGCUUUGUAGCAGAAUAUAUUUGCAGCAAUUGACUUUGUAAUUUAGGGGAAAUGUAUAAAUAAGAUAAAAUAUAUUAAAUUUUUCUCCUUCAAAAAUUGAA